UCUGCUGCUCAGCUGUCCACACUGCAGGAUGGGAAGACCCAAAUGCAGCCGAGAGCCAGGUCCCACCCCGGAAAAAUUUCCAGGUCCUGUUGGGAACAUGUUUGUUGGGAGGAUUUACUGUCAUUAAUCCUGUUAGCCCGAUAAUCACAGGAGUUUGCUUUCUCUGAGGCUAUAAACUCAGGGGGUAGUAGGAAGUGACCCAUGAAUGACCCUGAGAAAUUUAUCUGGUCAAUCAAAUUUGGGACGUUGGUUGCGGAGAAUCCAUUGAAGUUGACAGCAAUUAUUCCCUGUCUCAUCCAAGUUCAAGAGAAGGUUGGGCCAUCGAGGCUGAAACAGGAAAGCAAUUAAGGCUCAGUCCUGCUGCUAAAGAACCAAGAAGAAUCACAGCCCUGGCUGCCGUCGUUGGAGGCUGCGAGGAAGGGUUGGACGUGAGGCUUGGUGGGGUUCCCAGCUCACACAGCUGCCCCCGCCUGAGCGUCGGGGAGUCUCCGGGGUCAACCAGAAGCCGGAUCUGUGGGUUGGGAUCCUUGCCCCGCCGGCGACAGAUUCUCCACUGUUCCCAGCUGCUCCGCCCCUGCAUCCCCAGAUCUGCCCCCUGCCCUGGGCUGGGGACCAGCCGUCAUGACGGACACGCCAGUGGAAGAAUCCCUCUUCCAAAUCAUCCACUGCUACCACCAGUAUGCGGCCCGGGAAGGUGACGUGGAGACACUGUCCCUGGAGGAGUUCAAGGCCCUGCUCAUGGACAAUGUCCCCCGCUUCAUGGAGAGCUUGGGCCGGAAGGAGCCGUACUACAUCUCGGAGUUGUUCCGGGCGGCAGACAAGAACAAGGACAAUCAGCUCUGCUUCGACGAGUUCCUCCACGUCCUGGGCAAGCUGGCGAGGGACUACCACCUGCAGUACCACCGGCAGCUGUGCGCCCACCACUGCGCCCGGUACGGCCUCUAUUAGAGGCGUUCCCGCAGCCUCCUGCCCACUGGAGCCCGACCCCAGCAGCAGGCUGAGCUGGCUGUGGGCAGCUGAAUGGAGA
Messenger RNA from Microcebus murinus (gray mouse lemur), 1027 nucleotides. RefSeq names its product protein S100-A15A. Gene Ontology annotation, biological process: endothelial cell migration. Gene Ontology annotation, molecular function: calcium ion binding; chemoattractant activity; calcium-dependent protein binding. The record is from RefSeq and is a predicted model, not a curated record. Gene Ontology annotation, cellular component: cytoplasm; extracellular exosome. NCBI's taxonomy places the organism in Eukaryota, Metazoa, Chordata, Mammalia, Primates, Cheirogaleidae.